AUGGCUGGGACCAGACUGCAACGAGGGUUCAAGGAAAGCAUUGAAGGAACAAGAACGGAGAUUAAACCAACUGCUGCGACAAAGGAAUCUCAGGCAAAUGCCGAAGGUCCCAGGAACAUUUCUGGAAGAAUGUAUGCCAAGUACCGACGACUUCUGGCCAAAGAUAGCGAGUGGCGAUGGGUAGUCAUUGUUUUAUCUGUCAUGUAUCUGCUGUCACCUGUCGACCUUAUCCCGGACGUCAUUCCGGUCAUCGGGUGGCUCGAUGACGGUGUAAUUGCCUGGAUCUUGGUUAACGAGCUAUUCCUGUAG
This is a messenger RNA of Gregarina niphandrodes, 309 nucleotides long. RefSeq lists its product as hypothetical. The coding region runs from base 1 to 309 and encodes 102 amino acids. Lineage: Eukaryota; Apicomplexa; Conoidasida; Eugregarinorida; Gregarinidae. The record is from RefSeq and is a predicted model, not a curated record. The transcript has a single exon.